Messenger RNA from Spodoptera frugiperda (fall armyworm), 2841 nucleotides. Its product is annotated as synaptic vesicle glycoprotein 2B. The transcript has 11 exons. Lineage: Eukaryota; Metazoa; Arthropoda; Insecta; Lepidoptera; Noctuidae. The record is from RefSeq and is a predicted model, not a curated record. Gene Ontology annotation, molecular function: transmembrane transporter activity. Gene Ontology annotation, cellular component: membrane. Bases 465 to 2141 code for a protein of 558 amino acids. Gene Ontology annotation, biological process: transmembrane transport.
CGCGAGCCUGCAACCAGCAGAAUCCCGCGCCGCCUCUGUCCGAGCACACGCCUCGCAGUCCGCACUCCGCACUCUCGACACUCGCAGCACAACAAACAGUGCGCCCGUGCCCGGCCAGUACCGCAGCCUGCCAGUGUCCGCCACCUGUGCCCCCGGUCCCCUACUACCCCGGACUCACAUCCCCCCUAUGCGGACGUUAAAAACCGGAAGUGUCGUGAAAUGUUUCUCAAAAGUGUUAUUUGACGCGAGUUUUCAUCACUUUUUGUGACGUUCAACAUUUUUUGCUUCACAAUAACUUCAAGAAAUCAUGCUCACAUUUGGAACUUUUGACUGAACAUCGUAUUUAUUUACCGAUCCCGCCCUUCUUUAGACGAGCCGUGCGCCGUUGUAAGCGACCCACAGCCCAGUAAGAGUUACCUUUUGUCCGUAAACCGGCGCCAUACCAAGCAACCCGCCCGCAUAGGAUGGUAGAAACUGACCCCGGGCCCAAGAAAUCUCACAAUUGUGAUGUAAAAAGGGACCUUCAACUAAACGGCCCAGGUUCCAAAGCCGCCGAGCUUGGCGUCGUACCUUCACUGAAGACACAAGUCAAGCUCGACCCCGAGAAGGGCUCCAACUCGGAAAAAGCUGACUUCGAGAGGGCUAUCGAGUUAACCGGAUAUGGACGGUUCCACUACCUGCUCCUGGCAGUAUGCGGCCUCGUCAGCACCUCGGAGGAGAUGGACGUCAUCUCGAUGUCCUUCAUCCUCCCAUCGGCACAGUGCGACCUAGACCUCACUACACAGACUAAAGGAUGGCUGAACAGUAUAAUCUUCAUCGGCAUGAUGGUGGGUGCGUACGCGUGGGGCUCCGUGGCGGACUCGCUGGGCCGCAAACGGGUGCUCAUCGCCAUCUCCGUGGUCAACGCGCUCGCCAUCGUCGCCUCCUCCUUCAGCCAGAACUACGAACUCUUCAUGCUCUUCCGCUUUAUCAAUGGUGCUGCUUUAGGUGGAUCCGGUCCCGUGAUCUGGUCUUACUUCGCGGAGUUCCAGCCGAAGAAUAAGCGAGGUGCUAUGUUGAGUUUCAUGGCGGCUUUCUGGACUCUUGGCAACUUGUUCGUCGCUGGUUUGGCCUGGGUCAUCAUCCCUAGCGAAAUCGGAGGAGUCACAAAUGGCUUCGUGUACAACUCAUGGCGUAUCUUCUUGCUCGUGAUGUCACUGCCUUCCUUCUUGGUAGCCGCAUUACUUUUCUUGCUCCCCGAAUCACCCAAGUUCUUGAUUUCCAAUGGCCGUCACGACGAAGCCUUAGAAGUAUUCAAAGGCAUCUACAUGAUGAACACCGGCCGGAGUAAGGAGGAGUACCCAGUCAAACAGCUGCUGGUCGAAGAGAGCUACCACUCCAAACCAGAGAAGCAGAUUGAAGCCAAUAAGGAACCUAAGUCUAAGUUAAGGAAAAUGUUCAGCGACAUUGUGGAACACAGCAAACAGUUAUUUGUGCCGCCUAUACUCAAGUUUACAGCGAUCUCUAUCACUAUUAAUUUCACAUUCCAUAUUGGGUACUACGGCCUCAUGAUGUGGUUCCCAGAGAUGUUCAACCGAUUCGACGAAUGGUCCCGGACGCACGACAACGCGGAGGCUGACAUUUGCAUGGUGACUGAGUACGUCACACAAUUCGGAACACAUUCGACGGCAGCACAGUGCGACGCUCACAUAAAUUCUGAUGUAUUCAUGGAUUCGCUGAUCACUGUAGCUGCUGCUAUUCCAUCUAACAUAUUUGCCGUACUUGGUAUGGACAGACUCGGAAGGAAGUUCUUCCUUGUGUUCGCAACAUUCUCAGCUGGGUUGUGUUCAGCCGCUAUGUACUUCGUGUACAAUAAGACAAACAACUUAAUCGUUAGCGCCAUCUUCAGUUCGGUGAUAUCCUGCGGUAACGCGUCACUCGACUGUCUCAUCACAGAAGUCUUCCCUACUAACUUGCGUGCUACCGGUGUAGCGGUGUCGAUGGUGGCGGCCCGGUUGGGCGGCAUCAUCGGCAACGUGGUGAUCGCGGCGCUGCUGGACACGUACUGCCCGGCGCCCACGUUCAUCGUGGCCGUGCUGCUGGCCAGCGGCGGCCUCAUGUGCCUCUUCCUGCCCAACACCACGCGGCAGGCCCUCUCCUAACAUCGCCACCGCUCAUACAGAAUGCCACCACACUCGACUUUUUCUUGCCGUACAAACUUUUAUUUGUAAUGUCAAUCUCUAAGAAGACUCAAAUGGCAUUUUGUUUGAGUAACUUUGGCCUGCCAUGUGAUAUAUAACAUAAUUUUAAGAUAUUAAGCAUUAAUCUCAUCGAAAGAUCAUUGAUGUAACUAGUUUUUUACAUAUUUGUACAAUAGUUUUAUAUUAACUUAAAGAGUUUAUUUAUGAACUAAAUGAAAGUACGAACGAUACAUAUUCCUAGUAAAUAAAGCAAUUGACUGUUGUAGGUUGUUAUAACUUAUUACGUUAUAUAUUUGUUUGAAAUUGUUAAAACAGACUAAAGUUUUGCAUCAGAUCUUUUAUUGGAUAAAGUAUUAUAGGCUAAGAUUCAUUUCAUUACCAUGUUGUAAUUAUUGCAACUAUUUUAAUAUUACGAAUUUAUAAAUUACCAUUGUUAUCGUAGUUUGUAGUUGUGUAGUACGUAGUAAAAUUAUAAAACACGAGUUGUGAUAUAAUAAAGUUUGUAUCCAAACUGCAUUGUAUAUAAGUGCAUUUUUUCGUAACCAUGAAACACCUUAUUGAUUACAAUGCAAUAUAUUUUCCUAAAUUCAUUUCAGUGCCUUAGUUUUAUUUUAAUAAGUAAGUGUCACCUGAAAAAGGAAUGAGUAAAUCAUCAAAGUUA